This is a messenger RNA of Dipodomys ordii (Ord's kangaroo rat), 711 nucleotides long. RefSeq names its product zinc finger, C2HC-type containing 1B (gene Zc2hc1b). The transcript has 8 exons. The record is from RefSeq and is a predicted model, not a curated record. The coding region runs from base 1 to 711 and encodes 236 amino acids. Lineage: Eukaryota; Metazoa; Chordata; Mammalia; Rodentia; Heteromyidae.
AUGAUUGGGGCAGAAUCAUUUUGGUCUGAUGGACAUCAGGAGUUAUUUCCCUGUGAAGUCUGUGGAAGAUGCUUCGCAGCAGAUGUCCUGGCAAGACAUGGACCAAUAUGUAGAAAAGUCUUCAACAAAAAGCGUACACCUUUCAAUUCCUUGAAGCAAAGAUUACAGGGCACUGACAUUCCUACUGUGAAAAAGGUUCCUCAAUCCAAGUCUCAACCUGUAAAGAAAUCUAACUGGAGACAACAGCAUGAGGACUUCAUCAAUGCAAUUCAAUCAGCCAAGCAGUGCAUGCUAGCCAUUAAGAAAGGUCAGCCUCUUCCACCUCCACCGGCCCCAACCAUCAACCCAGAUUAUAUUCAGUGCCCAUACUGCAUGAGGAGGUUUAAUGAAACUGCUGCCAAACGACACAUCAAUUUCUGCAAAGAUCAGUCUUCUCGCCGAGUCUUUGAUCCUGCCCAGACAGCAGCCAGGUUGGCAGCCAGAGCUCAGGGUAAGGCUCAGGCCAAUCCUAAAAAGGAACCAACUGUGACCAGUGCUGUAGGCGCUUUGCUACAGAACAGGGCCAUGGAAGACAUGAAGGGGGUCUCAGCCAGGUCAGGAUUAGCCACGGAUCCUGCUUUGGGAACAAAACGCAGACAAGGAUUUAGUAAAUCUUCUAAAGAGGGCCAGGUCGCUGAUCAGCAGGUCGCUGAUUGGUCUUGCUCGUUUUAG